Messenger RNA from Penicillium taxi, 702 nucleotides. RefSeq lists its product as uncharacterized. Gene Ontology annotation, cellular component: COPII-coated ER to Golgi transport vesicle; Golgi membrane; endoplasmic reticulum membrane. Bases 1 to 702 code for a protein of 233 amino acids. Gene Ontology annotation, biological process: endoplasmic reticulum to Golgi vesicle-mediated transport. Gene Ontology annotation, molecular function: COPII receptor activity. NCBI's taxonomy places the organism in Eukaryota, Fungi, Ascomycota, Eurotiomycetes, Eurotiales, Aspergillaceae. The transcript has 2 exons. The record is from RefSeq and is a predicted model, not a curated record.
AUGUGGAUUCUACCUCUUGUAGGGUAUUUGGGAGUGAUCGUGGGAUUUGCCUUUCUCACAUUAGCAAUUGCUUCGGGACUCUACUAUCUAUCUGAACUUGUCGAAGAGCAUACCGUUCUUACCCGACGCCUUUUAAGUCGUCUGAUUUACUCUAUCAUUGCAAUCCAGGUUCUACUAGUAGUCUUCGAUCGGUUCCCCAUCUGGCUAUCCCUUCUCGGCAUCCUUUCCCACCUUGUUUACGCUAGCAAUCUGCGCCGCUUUCCUGUUGUCAAAUUAUCCGACCCGCUAUUUAUCACAUCAUGCGCAUUGGUCAUUCUCAACCACUGGCUCUGGUUCCGCCACUUCUCGAAACCGCUACCUGCGUCUCGACGGAGCGACAACAACUGGCGCCAGCCUUACCAGACCAACUAUGAAGAGAUGCCUUCAUUUUCUGAGGUAGCAUCGUACUUUGGAUUAUGUGUUUGGUUGGUUCCAUUUGCUCUCUUUGUCAGUCUGAGUGCGGGCGAAAAUGUCCUGCCUAGUAUGGGUUCAGAAUACGCGACAGGGGAGCACGUGUCAAAUGGACAUAGUCGUGGGCCUUCAGAAGGCAAGUCCAAAAACAAAGGAAUGGCCAAAGCCUUGGUCGAUAAUGUACGCGACUGGACCCGAGACAAUGGGGAGCUUAUGGGCCUGUGGCGGGGUGAGCAAACCAGGCGAUUUUGA